GGCUCCGUGCUCCGGAGAAAGCGGUCCGGGCCCGCUGCUGACGCCGCUGCCGCGGCCGGGCGAAGGUUCCGGGCGGACCCCGCCGGCUCAGAUAUCCUGAAAGUUGGAGUGAUUAAAUGACUUCUAAGAUUCUUCCAGCUCUAACAUUCCAUAGUUUAAAUGUUUAAAACGACUUACAUAUACUUGAGCUGAAAUCUGUUCCCCAGUAGAUGCUGAAGUGUCCGGAACGGCUGUGACACACUAAGUCCUAAGCCGACCUUCGUAAGGAAGCUGCGUGGCGCCCCUCCCCAAAAGGGGACCGCCUGCAGUUGCCUGCAUCAUCAAAGGCAGACUUCCCAGGCUCCAGCCUGAAUCAGGCCUCUUCAUGUUCUGCUUUAUGUGGGCAGACCUGCUAAUGUUGUUUGGAUCAGACAAUUCCUACAUCAGUAGAAGAGUCCAGAAAAGGGAACUAUUUCUCAGGUGAGAACAUGACCAGAGGUCAGCCUGGCACUGGAACUUACUUCCAGAGGAACUCGAUAAUUCUCUGUGGUCGAUUCUCGAGCACAGAUGUCAAUCGAGUGGUCAGGAAUGGGGUAUUUGGUUAUUGAUUGUAGCCCAAUACAAGGAAAUUUUUGUUUUUUGUUUAAACAUUGAGCACUUUCCAAGAAAAAAUAAAAUGCCACAUAAGAUUUUUCUCUCAGGAAAUAAAAAUGGCCUUGGAUGUGAUUUAGACACUUGCCGACCAAGAUCAGCUCUGUGAGGCCUGGCUCUACCCUGGGCUACAUCUGCCCUACAGGUUCAUAGAGCGCCUCCCAAUUCAGGGCACUUGCUGUCAGCUGCAUCUCCCUGGAGGGCUCAUCGAGGGGGUACCCGCUGUUGGGCUCCCUGCCCAGGACUCACGUCUCCAAAGCCCACCACUUCAGCCUGUUUCCAGGCUGCUGACCAUCUACUCCUUAGCUGAGGCCCUUGCCCCCUAGGGAAAUCUUAGAGAAGAAAAGCAGGGAUGACAAGGAAGGGGAGCGUUCUGACAGGCGUAGUGUGCUCUCCUCCAGCCAACAAAGACAGCCUGUGUGUCAGGAAGCCAUGCAGACAAAAGAGGCUCAAGAUUAAUCUCCUUUGAGGUUCAGAGUUGAAAGGAGAAUAUAAAACAGGGCAAUUUUUUUUUUUCUGCUGAGGAAGAUUCUCCCUGAGCUGACAUCUGUUGCCAGUCUUCCUCUAUUUUGUGUGUGGGACACCACCCCAGCAUGGCCACUGACGAGUGGUGUAGGUCUGUGCCCGGAAACCAAACCCGGGCUGCUGAAGCGGAGCACGCCGAACUUAACCACUAGGCCACCAGGGCUGUCCCUAAAACAAGGAAAUUUUCAGUUCACUCCAGCAGGACUCUAUGGUGGUCAGGGCUUUGUCCUCCGGGAAGUAGGUGUGCUGGUGUCAUUUGGACCUGGAGCAGCGCUAUCUGUCUUUGUUCUCAAGACAUAAACCCACGUCCCUUUCACUCGCCCUGCAGUUUCACACUAAACAAUCUGCUGCUGGUCUCUGAGCUGAUUUCUACUCACAGGCCUUCAAAGUGGGCGUCUGUGCUGGGAUUGGAAAGCUAGACACGAGACAAGUACACAGCCAUGUGCCGUCCCGCAUCACGGCCACUCUGAGGGCCAGGGCCUGCUCCGCGCUGUGUGCUGCUGUCCGCAGGGAGAAGUGAGACAGAGAGCGAGGGGUGGAAACUUAGAGCAAACUGACAGUGCAGUGUUAUGUCUGAUGAGUCUGGUGAUGCAAAAAUAGAGCCUGUAAAAAAGAAGAGUGUGUCCAGAAGUGAACGAAUGAGCAAAUGCAUUACACCCAGGAACAUCUGGGCGCGAUUCCUGACAUCCGAGGAUAAGGGGCCAGUCUGAGGAGCUUCCAGAGGGAGAAGGCAGGUCAUUUACAAAGGAAGGAGGCCUUCCUUUGGCCAGCAGCAGCUCUGGAUGUCGGAAGGAAGAGGAACAUCUAUGGACUAUUACGAGAAAAAGGCAAAUCCAGGAUGCCUGUAUUUAACUGAAAAGCAUUCGUCUGUGGUGGGGAAGGAAACCAUGCCCCCAAAAAGUCAAAAACAAAGAGAAACCAAAAGGAAGAAGAGGGGGUUAAUAAAGAGAAAAGCUUAAUUAAAUAAGUAAUUAAAUCAGAAAGUAUAAAAUUAAUAAAACCAAAAACGAGUUCUUUGAAAAGACCAGUGAAAUAAACUUGUGACAAGACUAAUUAAGAAAAAACAAGAGAGAAGUGAAAAAAAUAAUAACAUUAAUGAAAGGAGAGAACCAUAGAUGUAAACAAGAUCUGUAGUGUACACACAUGAUUAUAAUGUGAAAACCUCCCCAAGAAAUUGGGUGACUUCCUAGCAGUACCGUCUAUCAAAACGGACCUAAGAAGAAACAGAACUGGAGCAGGCGAUAAGCAUCAGAGACCAAACAGGUUAAGAAAGUUCCUGCCGCACAGGCGCCAGACCUGCACAGGUGAGUCCUUGCAGCCGUGCAACUGCACCGUCUUGGACGUGGGUCCCGGGCCCCAGGCAAGCCUCGAGACGACAGAGCCCCCGCCUCGUCCUGACUGCAACUCCCAGAGACCCUGAGCCAGGACCACUUGGCCCAGCUGCUCCUGAUUCGUGACCUUGGACACCGCAAGACAAUAAAUGGUGGUGGUGGUUCUGAGCCGCUCAGUUUGGGGCAGUUCAUUGGGCAGUGAUAGGUAACUGAUAAGACGGUAAAGCUGUCUGGCAUUACCAUGAGGGCAGAGCUGGAGCCGGGUUCCCGGGAGACUGUGCUCUGCUGCAGAGAGCACCUGGUGCCCGCUGGCCGGGAGUGGCCGCCUGGUGCAUAUCCCAUCCUGGCGGCUGGGGCUGGGAGGAGUGAGCAGGUGCAGCCAUCUCCUUUCUGAAGCUGAUCCCAUCAUAGUUUAACUUCUAAAAAUAACAUUUCUGGGUUUUUUUUUCAUGAAUACAAAGCAGAGUGUGUUCAUUGUAUAAUAUUUAGAAAAUACAGAAAAUAAAAGAACAUAUAGAGAUGGGGUGGUCUGUGCCCCCCCCAGGCACAUGUGGGUCAGAGGCCCAGCUGGUCCUUUUGCACACAUUCUGUUCAGUUUUGAGAAAGGGCCCCAGCACACACUGCAGCAUAGCCACUUUCAUUAAAUACAGCUUUAUGCCAUACUGUGAGGAAUUUUUCCAUGAUAUUAAAUAUUUCUGUAAAAUUUGUUUUUAAAAUUUUUUUUUUGGUGAGGAGGAUUGGCCCUGAGCUAACAUCUGUUGCCAGUCUUCCUCUAUUUUGUAUGUGGGACGCUGCCACAGCAUGGCUUGAUGAGUGGUGUGUAGGUCGGCGCCUGGGAUCCGAACCUGCGAACCCUGGACCACUGAAGUGGAGUGCACGAGCUUAACUACUAUGCCAGCGGACCGGGCCCCUGAAAUGUGCUUUUUUUUUUUUGUGAGGAAGAUCAGCCGUGAGCUAACAUCCAUGCCAAUCCUCUUUUUGCUGAGGAAGACUGGCCCUGGGCCAACAUCCCUGCCCAUCUUCCUCCACUUUAUAUGGGACGCCGCCACAGCAUGGCUUGCCAAGCAGUGCGUCGGUGCGCGCCCAGGAUCCGAACCGGCGAACCCCGGGCCGCCGCAGCGGAGCACGCAUACUCAACCGCUUGCGCCACCGGCUGGCCCCGAGUUGUUCACUUUAAAAGGGUAAAUUUUAUGUUCCUCACUCCUCGAGCUGCAUGCUGCCUUCCACGGCCCUGCCCUGAGGAUGGACCCGGGAGACCCUGCUGCCGGAGACCCCGCUGCUGGAGGCCCAGCUGGUGACCUCACUGGUGACCCUGCUGUUGGCCAGGACCCAAUUCUGUUCCAGCAGGCCCUGCAGCCGCUGUGGUCUACGCGGGAGCUGCGGCAGCAGCUCCGGGAGGAAGCCUGGCGGCGGUUUGCUGCCCUGGACGACCCGCGCGCUGGACUCCUGGACAUGCUGGAGGGCAGCCGGGGCUGGCAGGGGAAGGGCCCCUCCCUGGAGGCCUGGGUCACCUGUGAGCUGCAGCGCUGGCUGCAGGCACAGCCACACCAGGGGCCGGCCCAGUGCAGCCCGAGGCUGAAGCAGCUGCAGGCUCGUGCAGUUAGGGUCCUCGCCGAGAGCCCCCCAAGUCUCGUGGGGCCGCUGGUCAGUAUCUUCCAGCUGCAGGAUGCAGACCGAAGCCCCCUGCUGGCUCGUGUCCACCAGCUCCACCAGGAGGGCAAGUUCAAAGAAGCUGCCAUGCUGAGCACAAAGCUGAAGCUGCAGCCAGAACUAGAUGUUGAAAAGAUGGGCACCCCACUGCUCCUCCAGGACAAGGCGCACCUCAUGGAGCACUACGUGGAUGGCUUCCCGGAUCUCCAGAGGAGGCUGCUGGCCCUCAUGGACUCCUGGUGCCAGCCCGGCUUUGACAUCAGAGUCGUUGCCAGACAGCACCCGAAGGUGACCUCCUUGAAGCUGGAGAAGCUGAGCCCCAAAGUGCUGAGUCGGCAGGUCCUGCGCCUGCGAGAGCGGUUUGGCCUGGACCCGGCCCUGUGUCCCAACGUUGUCGCCCAGCAGCGCCUGUCCGCCCUGCGGUACCUGUGCUACAAGCGGUUUGUGGAGGGAAACAUGUCUCAGGAGAACUGGGCCGACCACGUGCAGGAUCUAGUGGGGCAGAGCGAGUGGCUGCAGGAGCAGCUGCUGAAGCUGCUGACCUCUCACAGUGACGCGGCCACAGCUGCCCGGUGCGCCCUGGACCUCUCGCUGCCCGAGGCACGGCUGCCGGCCACAGUGGCCGCAGAACUCAGCCGACUCAGGCUCCAGGGGAGGACGGCCGAGGUGCCUUCCGAGGACAGGAGGGACGAUUACUACCAGCUGCCCAUCGCCAGGGAGAACGUCCACUUCCUGGCCUCGUGGGAGGACCUGGCCAGGCACAAGGAGGAGCUGCUGCAGCCAGGCCUGGUCGGCGUGGACCUGGAGUGGAGGCCCUCUUUCGGCCUGGGGAGCCGGCCCCAGGCGUCCCUCAUGCAAGUGGCCAUGGAGGGCCGCGUGUUCCUACUGGACCUGUUGGUGCUCUCGCAGCCGGCAGGAGGGCAGGCGUCCCAGGCCUUCUCCCAGCUGGUGUUCCAGCUGCUCUCAGACCCCUCUAUCACCAAGCUGGGUUAUGGGAUGGCAGGGGACCUGCGGAGCCUGGGAGCCUCCUGCCCUGCCCUGGCCCACACGGAGAAGCAUCUUCGGGGCAGCCUGGACCUGCAGCAGGUGCACAGGCAGAUGCGGGUGGUAGACGUGCCAGCCCCAGGCGUGGAUGGGACCAAGGGGCUGAGGGGCCUCAGCCUCCUGGUGCAGCAGGUGCUGGGCAAGCCCCUGGACAAGAGGCAGCAGCUCUCCAACUGGGACCGGCGGCCGCUGAGUGAGGCGCAGCUGGCCUAUGCAGCUGCCGAUGCCUACUGCCUGUUGGAAGUGUACUGGGCACUGUGCAGAGAGCCCUCCCGCUUCCACCUGUCCGGGGACCUGGCCAGGAGCCCGAGGCCGCGGCACAGCAAGCAAUCAGGGGCUCGGGAGCCGCCUGGCCCGCAGGAGGCCUCAGCCCCGCCCCAGCAGGUGCCUGUGGCUGAGGGCGAGGAUGCUGCCGCCAAGAUCCAGGCCAGGGCCUUCCGCGUGGUGUGUGACAGCAUGCUGCAGGGGCUAGCACGUAGCCUCCGCUGUCUGGGUGUGGAUGUGCUCGUACUGGGCACCGGCGAGGACCACCGCAGGGCGGCUGAGGUCGCCAGGCAGGAUGGAAGGAUCAUCCUGACAUCGGGGCUGCCGUACCACAAGCUCCGGGCCCAGGUCAGGGCUGGGCACUGCCUCUCGGUGGACUGCUCCCUCAAGGCCCGGCAGCAGGCGAAGGCUGUUCUCAGGCAUUUCAACGUGCGCGUCACACACACCGAUAUCUUCAGUCGUUGCCAGGCCUGUAACUGUGACCAGUACCUGAAGGUCUCCAAGGACAUGAUGAAGCAACUCAUGGGGCUCAUUGGCCACCAGGAGGGCCCCAGCAGCACAGGUGACGAGGCCACCCAGAGCAAGGACGCCCAGGAGCCGGGCUCCACCCCAGCGGAGGCCCCUGGGGACAGCACCUAUGACCCCCCUUGCCGCUGGCUGGAGGCAUCGGACCUGCGGGCCAGCGCGCCAGCCACACUGGGAAACGGUGCCCAGCUGCAGCUGGCCGGGGUCCCGGCGGGCGUGCUGCGGCGCCCGGGGCUGCAGCACUUCUACUGCUGCGCUGGCUGUGGCAAGGUCUUCUGGGAGGGCUCCCACCUGGGCCGCGUCGCUGCGAACUUCCGCGAGGUCCUGGACAGUGCCCCCGGCUCCUGCGCGCCCAGCCCGCAGCCCCUCAUGAGGACUGGGCCCCAGGCCCCUGGGGACGGGCGGGGCAGCCGACAAUAAAGUGUGAAGG
Diceros bicornis minor is the source of this 6399-nucleotide messenger RNA. It is a transcript of the gene EXD3, whose product is annotated as exonuclease 3'-5' domain containing 3. Gene Ontology annotation, biological process: nucleobase-containing compound metabolic process. The record is from RefSeq and is a predicted model, not a curated record. NCBI's taxonomy places the organism in Eukaryota, Metazoa, Chordata, Mammalia, Perissodactyla, Rhinocerotidae. The transcript has 23 exons. Gene Ontology annotation, molecular function: 3'-5' exonuclease activity; nucleic acid binding. The coding region runs from base 3729 to 6389 and encodes 886 amino acids.